This is a messenger RNA of Sclerotinia trifoliorum, 2672 nucleotides long. The record is from the annotation of a GenBank genome assembly. NCBI's taxonomy places the organism in Eukaryota, Fungi, Ascomycota, Leotiomycetes, Helotiales, Sclerotiniaceae.
UAGUUAAAACUACCUACAUGCAAACCACGUUGCCUUUUCAAAGCCUCCUUCCAAUACCAACAGCAAAUAUACACGCAAGGUGUUUUGAUGACCUAUACAGCACCUUGCGAUUCCGAUAAUCUACAAUUUGUAGUGUGAUACGGUACCAGACGAGACGAGAUAUGCUUAUGCUGCAUUAAUACCUUCGAAACUCUCCCACCAUAACCUCUAAAUAAUAAACGCACACACACACACGAUGGACGUCGUUCAAGCUGUGUCGGGGUAUAUCUCGAAGAUGGUGUCUGCAGGGGAUGGAACUUCCGGGACACCAUCUGCGAAGAUGAAGGUCCUGUUACUGGAUAGCGAUACCGUGUCCAUUGUUUCCACAGCAAUCACACAAUCUGCGCUUCUGAACCACGAAGUAUACCUCAUAGACCGCUUGGAUAAUCAAAACAGGGAGAAAAUGCGCCAUCUUAAAUGCCUAUGUUUUGUUCGGCCUUCGGCAGAUUCUAUACAAUUCCUAAUUGACGAAUUUCGAGAUCCCAAAUACGGCGAAUACAAUGUAUACUUCAGUAAUGUGGUAAAGAAGUCAUCCUUGGAGCGAUUAGCAGAAGCAGAUGAUCAUGAAGUGGUCAAAUUGGUCCAGGAACACUUUGCAGAUUAUAUUGUUGUGAAUCCGGAUUUAUUUACAUUUGAUCUCGGAUUUCCAAAGCAGCGGAUAUGGAGUUCCAAUCCGGACAUGUGGAAUCCAGAUGCAUUACAACGUACUACUGAAGGACUAAUCGCGGUUUUACUGUCUUUGAAGAAGAAACCUCUUAUUCGGUACGAGAAAAACAGUUUAUUGGCAAAGAAGCUGGGUACAGAAGUACGGUAUCAUAUUGCUCAGGAAGAUCAGUUGUUCGAUUUCAGGAAGGUGGAUACUCCUCCUAUACUGCUGAUAUUGGAUCGAAGGGAUGACCCUAUAACACCGCUUUUAACACAAUGGACAUACCAGGCAAUGGUUCAUGAACUUCUUGGAAUAAAGAAUGGGAGAGUCGACCUUAGCGAGGUACCAGACAUUCGACCUGAGUUGAAAGAAGUGGUAUUAUCCCAAGACCAGGAUCCAUUCUUUAAGAAGAACAUGUACCUCAAUUUUGGUGAUCUUGGUGGCAAUAUCAAAGAUUAUGUCGAGCAGUAUCAAUCAAGAACAAAAAAUAGCUCCAACAUUGAGUCUAUAGCUGACAUGAAGCGCUUCAUCGAAGAAUACCCGGAAUUCCGCAAACUUUCUGGAAAUGUCAGCAAGCACGUUACCCUUGUUGGUGAGUUAAGUAGAAUGGUUGGUUCAGAAAAUCUAUUGGAAGUCAGUGAAGUUGAGCAGAGCUUGGCAUGUAAUGAUGCUCAUGCCAGUGAUUUAAAAGUGAGUUACAUCUUGAAGCUUUGCAUCAGUGGUCUCUUACUAAUAUAUAUUGUAGAACGUGCAGAGAUUAAUCCAAUCUCCGACUGUAACUGCCGAUAACAAGCUGAGACUUGUUGCUCUGUACUCACUUCGAUAUGAAAAACACCCUUCAAAUGCAUUACCUAUCCUUGUUGACCUCCUUGGCGCAGCUGGGAACGUUCCUCAAAGACGCAUCGACCUCGUAGCGAAGCUCCUUAUUUACCAUUCUUCCUUGCAGCUGAACCAAUCUACAGGAGGAAUAUCUGACAUGUUCGAAUCCUCGAACAUAUUUUCUGGAGCUCGAGAUCGAUUCAAGGGGCUGAAAGGUGUGGAAAAUGUCUACACACAGCAUUCGCCACGACUAGAAUUAACGCUCCAGGAUCUGAUCAAAGGAAAACUGCGUGAUCAGCAAUAUCCAUUCGUUGAAGGUGGAGGAACAACUCGAGAUAAACCCCAGGAUAUUGUGGUUUUUAUCAUUGGUGGGGCCACUUUUGAAGAGGCCAAAUGCAUAUCUCAAAUAAAUGCCUCUUCACCGGGUAUCAGAGUGGUUUUAGGAGGUACUUCGAUUCAUAAUAGCACGACUUUCUUGGAGGAGGUAGAAGAUGCUGUGUCCUUAUGGCCUGAACCUGCUCCAUCGACUGCCGCUGGAAGGUUACGGAAAGAGACAGGAAGACGUUGAAAAAUGAGCAGUCCAAGAAUUUUGGCGAGUGGAUAGGUCGGACAUCGCUUAUUUUAGGAGGUUUCACGCAAUCAAUCACCAUACCCUAUAUCCUUUAGUCCUUGACAUACACAAUUUUGGCAGGAAGUUCCUUGUUUAUUUGUCAGAGGUUGGGUCUGUUGUCUUUUUAAAUAUUGAUCAACAUGGUCGCUCAUCAGCCAGUGGCCAGUCCCGGGGCUCGCCAACGCAUUUGGUGGAUGCUAUUGGAAUGACCCUUGAAAUCCUAGGAUCGUAUUCAGAACGGUAUCCUUCAGGAUUCAUUUAUACCCCAUAGGUGUUACUACUAUGCGCUCCUAUACAAAUAGGUGCUCGCCGACAUGUCAAUUGUCCCACUUGGCCUACAAGAGCACGAUUGGUCAGGAAAUUUCAAGUGGCAAGUUCGAAGAUAGUCUGGUUCUCGGCAGAUGCGAUGAGAUAGCGCAUUGCUUAUCGCUCUCCAGGCGCAUGACGGGAGGGGUUCCGGAAGACGGGGAGAGGGGUCUGAUACCUACCUAUUGAAUGUGGUUUGGGGAAGGUCAAUCUGUUGUUUAGGUUGAUGACGAAAGUUGGAGAUAGCUUAUC